AUGUCCCGGCACGUGUUAUUGUCACGGCUGGCGGAGCAGUUCAAGCCUUCAUCACCGCCGCCCGCGCAUCGUUUCCCCUCACCCGAACGUAGCGUAUCCCCUCACUCUCCCCCAUCAGAACACUCCCCCCCGCAGUCGCCCGAUUCCCUGGCCCAACACCGUCUGGACCUGCUACAGCUGGGGGACAUUGAGGUCGCCGGUAGAGCGCUUAAACAGUACGCGCGUGCAACAGAGCUGGGCGCUUUAAUGUACUGCAGCGGUCUGGGAGCGCUGUACGGUGGUGCAGGUGUCUGGCCACUCCUGUUGCCAAGAGCAGGCCCACAUUUUACAGCAAGUCCACUAGAUCCAGCUCGUCACACGCCACCUAGAGAUGAUAACGAGGAGGAAUUGCCUUUAAAUCUGUCAACGAAGAAUAGACAAAUAUGGUCCCCUGGGAGUGCAUGCGAACGUGAACAUGAAGCUGACUCGCCCUCCAGGUGGGAUCUAGAAGAAUCAGACGCACCACUAGAGUUGGUGAAGAGAUGCCGCAGCACCCCCGAUGCAGAUGAAAACGAUUCCAACAGUGAACUAAGACGUUGCCCAUCCGCGCCUGUACAUCAGACUUACGCGUUGCCGCCGGCGCAAGACAUUAAUUUCUCGUUACUUAUCAAAAAUGAAAAUAAAAAUGAGAAAACAUUCCAGGUCGAUGUUAAGGUCUCUACUGCAAUGCCACUAGGUGAGAAACCUCAUAAAUGCGUAGUGUGCUCCAAGGCGUUCAGUCAGAGCUCAAACCUCAUCACUCAUAUGCGUAAGCACACCGGUUAUAAGCCUUUCUCCUGCGGACUCUGUGACAAAGCCUUCCAGAGGAAAGUGGAUUUGCGUCGCCACCGGGACUCUCAACACGCCGACGUCGAUCCCCCCGCGACUGCACCACCACGCUACAGGUUCUACAGCGACAAUCCAGCACCUCUAACACCUCUUAUCACUAACUAA
Messenger RNA from Diatraea saccharalis (sugarcane borer), 972 nucleotides. The record is from the annotation of a GenBank genome assembly. Lineage: Eukaryota; Metazoa; Arthropoda; Insecta; Lepidoptera; Crambidae.